Molecule: messenger RNA, 902 nt
Organism: Drosophila pseudoobscura
Lineage: Eukaryota; Metazoa; Arthropoda; Insecta; Diptera; Drosophilidae
Product: BTB/POZ domain-containing protein 9-like
Exons: 2
Coding region: 516-902 (128 amino acids)
Biological process (GO): modulation of chemical synaptic transmission; circadian behavior; adult locomotory behavior
Cellular component (GO): cytoplasm
Molecular function (GO): protein binding
Source: RefSeq, a predicted model, not a curated record
UGUUUUCCAACACUGCCAGCAAGCAAACUUGGCUCUGAAAAUUGCAACAGUCGAUAAUGUCUGCUACCAACUCUCAAUGCAUGCUUUUCCCCACAAGGCUAUCUGUGUUUUUGCAACUAUUCGGUUCGCAAAGUCCAAUGAUAUACAGCCGUAAUGCAUUUCAGUUCCCACUUGUCACAAUUUUAAAUAAACCGCGCUUGGACCCAUCGCUCACUGCAAUCGAUAGGGAUGGGGUUUUGGAUGGAGAAUAUUAAAUAUUACAUAAAUGUUGUUAAUAUCCGAAAGAGUAUAAAUGCAACAGCAAAAAAUAUUACGGAAUGUAUACUCGGAAUAAUAAGUGAUUAAAACAGAAUAAAUAGGCAUGCACAUAAAAUCGCCUUUUAUUCAAUGUAUCGAUACGAACUAUCGAUAUAUUUUGUCACAGCCGACUUUCCAUUGAAGAGUGCCACGAGAAAUUGUGCUUAAAGCUAACGAUUUGCUAAAGAAAACGAAAAAAAAUAAAUCCAGGAACGAAAAUGAACAGCCAGGCAAGCCACGGAUCCUCAACGUCUUCCGGCGCCGCUAAGAGACGCCACAGCGCCGAGCACGAGCCGGUGCACGAGUUUGGCGAACAAGUCUGGGCUGACCUGAACAGCCUGUGCAUGGACGAGCACUUCUCGGACGUGUCUUUCAUUGUGGAGGAUCAGCGCCUGCCGGCGCACCGCAUUAUUCUAGGAAAGCGCAGUAAUUACUUCCGCGAGCUACUCUGCGGUCGGAGUGGAUUCGCUGGAGGCAUUCAAAAUAGUCCUGGGCUACCUUUACUCGGGCACUCUGCCCAUAUCCACACUGGACCAGGAAUGCCAUCAUCCAAGUUCUCGGCCUGGCCAAUCGGUUUGGUUUGCUGGAAGUCGAGUCGGAAAUAG